Molecule: messenger RNA, 3247 nt
Organism: Hippocampus zosterae (dwarf seahorse)
Lineage: Eukaryota; Metazoa; Chordata; Actinopteri; Syngnathiformes; Syngnathidae
Gene: cnot7
Product: CCR4-NOT transcription complex, subunit 7
Exons: 6
Coding region: 683-1546 (287 amino acids)
Cellular component (GO): P-body; CCR4-NOT core complex; CCR4-NOT complex
Molecular function (GO): poly(A)-specific ribonuclease activity; nucleic acid binding
Source: RefSeq, a predicted model, not a curated record
GAUGACGUCAGAUUGUAGGUUAGUUAUGAUGGCAACCGCAGGAUGACAACAAGUCAAUGCUGGAUUGUAAACUAUUAAAAGUUAGGGCUAAAACCGCGGCGCGGUAAAUAAGGUGAAUUUAAGAGGUUGAGGUAUUGCACGCUUGAAACACACACAAGCGCGCGUUUUGGGGAGGGUAAGUUAACGUAGCUUCAGUGAAUCCAAGUGACACCCGAGUGUGAGUGAGACCAUCGUGUGUGCGUCCUGCUCUAACUUGACUUCUCACGUCAACCCACGCUCUUGCUUCUUCCCUGGGACAACUGUGAAGAAGAAACAGUCGCGGAAAUGAAAUACACGCAGGAAAGCCAACCGACUUGCACACGUUAGCAGAUGCUUAGUGUGCUAGCUGCUAGUUAGCCCAAAGUGCUGUUGCGAGCUAAUGUCAACAGUCAACUUACGAAGAGACAGCUGCACUCCACAAUGUUUGCUUGAUUUUUGAAUUUCGCUGAGCAGGUCAGCGAGAACAUAAAUGAUGUCAUCGUCACUGUUGAUAUAGGAUCAUCUAUAUUUACAAUGCGUUUGUUGAUGUCCAUGCAUUCGCCACCUAGUACUAUAUUAUAUUCGCGCGUCUAGUAUACUAAAGAACCAUUUUGAGCCGCAUUUUAUAAAAUCUCUUUGUCUGUCUGCAUGUUACAGUGGCACUAUGCCCGCAGCUACUGUGGAUCACAGCCAAAGAAUAUGCGAGGUAUGGGCCAACAACCUGGAGGAGGAGCUGAAGAGAAUUAGACAUGUCAUUCGAAAAUACAACUAUAUCGCCAUGGACACCGAGUUUCCAGGCGUAGUCGCCAGACCCAUAGGAGAAUUCCGAAGCAAUGCUGAUUAUCAGUACCAGUUAAUGCGCUGCAAUGUGGAUUUGCUCAAGAUAAUCCAGCUGGGACUCACCUUUAUGAAUGAGCAAGGGGAAUAUCCUCCAGGGACAUCGACAUGGCAGUUCAAUUUUAAGUUUAACCUCAUGGAGGAUAUGUACGCACAGGACUCUAUUGAGCUCCUGACAACUGCAGGGAUUCAGUUCAAGAAGCUCGAGGAUGAAGGUAUCGAGGCAUUGUACUUUGCGGAGCUCUUGAUGACUUCAGGAGUAGUACUGUGUGAUGGGAUCAAGUGGCUGUCAUUUCACAGCGGCUACGAUUUUGGAUACCUAAUCAAGGUUCUCUCCAAUGCCAAGCUGCCUGAGGAAGAGAUUGAUUUUUUUGAGCUUGUUCGCUUGUACUUUCCAGUCAUUUAUGAUGUCAAGUACCUCAUGAAGAGCUGCAAAAUUCUCAAGGGUGGACUGCAGGAAGUAGCUGAGCAGCUGGAACUCGAGAGGAUCGGACCGCAGCAUCAAGCAGGCUCUGACUCUUUACUUACAGGCAUGGCUUUCUUCAAGAUGAGAGAGAUGUUCUUUGAGGAUCACAUUGACGAUGCAAAGUACUGCGGCCACUUAUAUGGGCUUGGCUCAGGAUCAGCCUACGUCCAGAAUGGAACAGGGAACGCUUACGAAGAAGAAGCUAACAAGCAGCAACAAUCUUGACAUCAAUCCUCGCACCAUGCUGCAGUUGGCGAUGCGGCCCAGAGGCCGAGCUUGGAGGAUUAGAACGAUAAUCACGGAGGAAUUGCUUCAUUCAGCCAGCCCGUUUGUCAUUAGUUCUGCUUGUGUCAGACAACUGAAAUGAUUGCUAACAGUGAGACUUACUGCGCUGGUGUGAGCUUAAUCAAGUACUCCUGCAAAACAUCUGGUUGGUUCAGUACCAUUUAACAUGCUGGAAAAAAAAGAAAAAGAUGGGAUUUUAGUUUGACUAAAAUAAUCUGUACAAUUGUUUUGCACUUUAAAGCUCUAACUUGAUUUUAUAUGGAAAGUAUGUGGCCUGAUGUCUCUCUGCUCUUGGUUGCUUUCUCCACAUUCACAUUUUACGCGGAGGAACAUGCAGCGCUGACUUAAUGUUCUAACAUUUUGCCACACUCAGCCUUAAGAUUAGCUGCAUUAUUUUAAACGUUUAAGUUAUUGUGCCAGUUAUGGAAAAAGAUACAGUCCUAUGCUAACAUACCACACUUUACCUUAUUGCCUCAAAAUGAGAAAGGGAGCUCCUCGUUGGGUGUGCUGGUAGGCACACAGAUGAAAAGUCCUGUAAUUUGUUUGCUUGUUUUGUUAUUUCCACCUCAACACUCCAAUGUGAGAAGUCUGUAUUCCAGGAUAAUACCGUUUUUGCAUGUGUGCAUCCGAGAAAUGUUGAAGCCGAGAGUGGAUUUGGUGUGCACAUAAAUGCUCUCUUUUUACGCUCGCUCGUGAUUGCAGUCAUACUGUUUGCCCACAUGGUGUCGCACUGAUCUCCAAGUCAAAACGUAGUUCAAACAAACUCACCUGAUGCAGUACAUGUAGAGGUCAUCAUGCUGGAGUAGUCUGUUGUGAGUACAUUUUCUUUUGGUUUAUUUUAAUGAAGUUAUUUUGGUAGAAUUUUAGUGUUGUAAUAAAAUAAUUUUCACAAAACAAACACUUCUACUCCUUUGGAAAACAUCUAACAUGCAUCCUUUGAGGUUUGUUUUGGUGGAGUUCAUGUGGAGCGUUAGCCUUUGGAUGAGAUUGUUUUAUGUUUGUGCUGCUUUCCUGCUCUAACAUGCUGCAUAGGGGAACCACAUGUUCCAAAAGUUUUCAACAAAAGCUGUGUUGUUGAACUGUAAGCUAAACAUUUGUAUGUGUGUUUUCUGGCAUACACAGUGCAUAUAAAAAGUCUGCACCAUCUGUUCAAAUGUCAGAUCUGUGAGACUUAAAUAGAAUGAGACCACGGUCAGUCAUGUCAAAGCCUUUUCCAUCAUUAACGUGACCUAUAUCCUGGGCAACUCAAUGGUGAAUAAAAGAACGGUCAGUAAAAAGAAAGUCAUAAUGCGGUGGCACAAGUGUGAGCGACCAUUUAGAACUGGCCAUUUGUGUUUGAGCUCAUAUCGCAGUUAUUUAUUUGUACUAUCUCCAAAUAUUUUCUUGUUCAAUGAAGUUGAACUGCUGACAGCUGUUUAGGUCUCACAAAUAAGUUCAUAUAUCACAAAUCACAAAUAUGUUCUUAUAUCCGCUGUUGGUAUGCCUCCAGUGCAGUGUCUUGUUGAUGACUAAUGUUUUGUUUUCUUGUUUGCAGUGUGCACUUGACACUGACACUGACAUGAGCAAGAGUAUGCAAUAUAAUAUCAAGGGUUCUUUUUAGAUUAUUUUGUAAAUAAAGGCUCAAACCUUUCAUAAUGGAAA